AUGCUUGUUAGGCUGGUUCGAAUGUUUCUUGAAGGUGCUGCAGGUGUCGCAGUAACAUCACUGAUUGGUUUGUAUGUGUACCAGAACAAACUUGUUUACCCAUCUUGGGCGCAGGGAGCUCGAGAUCACGUUGAUACGCCCGAUAACUAUAAUUUGCCAUAUGUUGAACGGCGAUUAAUGACAAAAGAUGGAGUGGAGAUCCGUGCAUUUGAUAUCAGAAGAGAGGACUCCAAUACAACCUGGCUCAUCUUAUGUCCUAAUGCGGGCAACAUAGGGUACUUUCUAUCGGUAGUGGAGUUGAUAUACCGACAGUUCAACAGCAGCGUUUUCAUAUAUUCUUAUCGUGGUUACGGCUUCUCACAAGGCUCUCCAUCAGAAUCUGGUUUGAAAUAUGAUGCAGACUGUGUGAUGUCUUUCUUGCAGCACGAUUCCUUUUAUAAAAGUCAAAAAAUGGUGUUGUACGGUAGGUCUCUAGGAGGAGCAAAUGCAAUCUAUAUUGCAAGGAAUUAUCCUCAAAUGUGCGAUGGAGUUAUCUUGGAAAAUACGUUUUUGAAUAUUCGCAAAGUCAUUCCGCAUGUGUUCCCGUGGCUCAGGUACGUGGCCUUCAUGUGCCAUGAGGUUUGGGAUUCGGAAGAGGAAAUCAAGUUUGUCGAUCCAACUUUGCCCUUUCUAUUCCUUUCUGGCAAAAAAGAUGAGAUUGUUCCUCCUGAACACAUGGAGACGCUUUUCAAUCUGUGCCCCAGUGACAACAAAGAGAUUAUAGAAUUUGAAAAUGGAUAUCACAAUGAUACCAUCGUGCAAGAGGGUUACUGGGACGCGGUGUCAAAUUUCUUGAACAAAUACGUAUGA
Molecule: messenger RNA, 849 nt
Organism: Lachancea fermentati
Lineage: Eukaryota; Fungi; Ascomycota; Saccharomycetes; Saccharomycetales; Saccharomycetaceae
Source: the annotation of a GenBank genome assembly